ACCUACUACUUGGCCUGACCCGCUUUCGCUGUUCAUCAUGUUUUAGCUUGCUUUCCCACGCCCCAGAUGGAGAUGAGACGGAGAUGGAGAAUGGGCGUUUCCGAGGAUUUUUUUGGUCGAUUCUUCGAUUCCAACUGCGGUCCGUGUUGUGUUGAAGGGCAUCGCCUGUUUUUGCUUUCUGACCUGGAAAGGCUUUGGUUUUGGGAAAUUAAUCCCUUCUUUUGUUCCGCCAUUUAAGGCUUUUGUAAUAGUUUGGAGCAUCUGAAGCGUAUCUGAGCCAUUCUAUUUCAAAAUAUAUUACCAUGGCAGGUCACAGGAAGCUUGACUGUUGAACGGUUGUGAAAUUUUCUUCGCUUCUGGGUUCUGUUUGUGCAAUAUAUUACCUUGAGUUAAAUGCAGGCUUCGGAAAAGAGAAUUCAGUCUCCGCAUGUUUUGAGCUUUGACAGAAGCCGGGACAAUGAAGGGAAGACAAUAGUUAAGGCUUAUCUUGGCUUUUUAAAGCAUUUUUGGUCACGGGCAGUAUUUUCGUCGGAUCAAUCUUCGCCAGUUUUGGUAUUCCUAAAAAGUAGAGAUGGAAGCUGUAUCCAAUUCGCACGAAUGUGCCGAUAGAAAUGCUCGGGAACCGCGCAAGAAAUUUGGUCACAAUUCAAAAAUGUUGACAAAUCCAGAUAAUCCAUUGGAAGGGUCGAUCCUCAUUAGUACCGGAGUAUUUUCUGAAAGUUUUUCUAUUCGUGAAUAUGUGGGUAAAGUCAGGAAUAUGAAUAUCAGGAAAUCAUGGCCUUUCUCGGAGAGUCUGCUUGAUGAUUGCUUGAGAGAAGGUCGAAACCAGGUGCUUCCGCCUCUCGAAAGACCGAUUUACAGAUGGUGGGGAUCUCAACAUUGCGUAUCGAUUCAGCGCCAUGGAGCUCAGCCGGGAGAUAAUAGCGAGGGGAUUAUUGUAUCCGAAGUGGAUACGGCCAUUUCCAAGGAUCUAGAAGAACAAAUUAGAAAACUUAGCACAGUCAAAAUUUCUGGACCGGAAGACAAUACUGCCAACAGAGAAGAUGGUAUGAAGAGAAAAGAAAGUAAAUACGAAAGGCGGUAUAACUAUGGCCACCGCCAUCGUUCUUCAGCAGCCACUUCAACUCCAAAAUUUACUUCGCAGUCAGAUGGAGAGAAAAAGCUGACACGGGUACAGGAAAAGGGAAAGGCUGAAAGUGAUAGUAAUGUAGAUGCUGCUACAAGAAAGCAAAACCAGAACGGAAAACCGGAUAAAUCUCCGGCGACCGAAAGGCAGGUAAUCAAUUUUACGUUUGGUUCUACCAAGGGGGAAUCGAAGUCUGUCACGGAUGCAGGUUUAGGAGAUGAAAUAGAAAGGCCGAAGAAGGCUAGAAAAAUGGCGCGAGAUCAGUUACCAGCGGGGUCAAAUUUAACGCAGACUGAGAAAAACAAAAUUGAUCAUCUGAAUCUUGAGGAAACUAAAUCAGAGUCGGUAAACGUUUUUGACAUUAGCAAUAAUGAUGUUUCGGGACUUAAAGUUUGCCCGGUCUGCAAAACAUUUACCUCUACCACUGUAACUGCCGUGAAUGCUCACAUGGAUGAUUGCCUUGCACAAGCAUCUAACGCACAGAAAAAGCAUGGUAAACUUCAAAGACAGAAAUCAAGGGCACAAAAGAAGCGGUCAAUAGUUGAUAUUUGUGCGGCUGCUCUACCAGUUAAUAUUCCUGCUGAUUCAUCAGAAAACUUGGCGAUGGACACAUCGGCGGAUUCGGAUUCAACCAAAGCUAAUUUAAAGCUAAAGAAAACCAUGGUGCUGAUGGACACAGCAGUAGGAAGCGCAACAACUAUCAGUUGCAAACGAAAGAGGUCAAUUGGUGCGCAUUCGCAGGAAAUAGGGAAAGCUGGAAGAAGAAAAGCUGAAACUGUAGAAACGAAAAGAAAACGGCAACGGCUUCGCAUAAUAUCCAGUCUUACCAAGGGAGUUAAGGCUCUCAAAAAGCCAUCUGCAGCUGUUCGUUCCAAGAAAGCUGACCAUGGUUUACAACAACAUACAAAGCCCUCAAGCGUAACAGAAGAGGCCAGAGAUUCAAAUGCAGAGGAACAACCAAGCACGGAAGAAAAAUCAGUGAAAAAACACCUAGCAAAAAAGCAGCAACAGUCCGGUAUUCUUAUGGACCAUGCUCACGCAACAAGUGUGUUGUCUAAAAAGGAUAAAGGCAAGGAGGGCGGAGUUUUUAAAAAUAAUGCACUAGUAGAAGAAAAUAGAUUGCUUCCUGGAGAAGAGAACAGGGGACAGUCCCUCUCAAACCUGACAAUGGCAAAUGCUUCUAGUGAUGUUUCCCGCUCAUAUGAGAUGAAAGACACUGCAACUCCACAGAAUCAAUCAUCACAGUCUGACUAUGACAAGUCUGAUAUGUUGGGAGACACUGAAGGCAGACAUCAGAAGGCAUACAGCAUUGAUGGUUCCAGAUUGCAGUUAGAAGAAACAUCCAAACCACAGGAUCCAAAUCUGCUAAGAGUUUCCGACAAGAACUCUGUAUACAAAGAUAUUAGUCCUGGAGAAAAUGGAAGACCAGAACAAUUCAAUGUCACCUGUUCAGAAUCAGAAUUCAACGUCAUGCAAUCCGUCGAGGAGCGGUCUCCAGUACAGCCAGACAUUCCUGACCAGAAUCAAGAACAAGAUAAACCCAGGGAUGAAUUUGUUGUUAUAACAGAAUGCAAUAAUGACCAACAAGGUAAUGCAAAGCAUAAUUUGGGUCUCAUUAGCACUAGUUCUUGGACAGAAGAUAUUGAAUGGGAAAGAGAAAACUCCAAAGUCCAAUAUGACAUGAAAAAUGAAAAACUAAAUUGGGAAACUAGAAGGGAAGCAGAGGAGAAUCACAUAAGAAAUGCUAGACUUAAUCUGAACAAGAAGGUGUGCUUUCUUCCCAGAGACUCUAAAGGACGUUUUCUCAGUUCUCACGGUUCAAAUGGAGGGAAAGCAGGUGAUAACAAUUCUCCUCCGCACAAAAGAAAACAAAGCCAGAAAUCUACAAAAUCCCUCAAGAAUUUUCCCAAAACUUAUUCUAUGGAGAAGGAAAUUAACCAUGGAAAAGCACAUCUAUCAGAAAAUGCAAAUGGGCAUGGAAAAUUUAACAUUCAAGGAAACUACUCUGGUUAUAGUUACAGAGGCUUUCCCCUGGAUUCACAAGGGGAGCUUCUCAGGUACAUUCCAAAUACCAUACCAGGAUUCAAUCAACUAAACAAGAUUGCGAAUUACUCUGCUGGUAACGAGCCUUUAACCUCAGAAGGUAACAAGGCACUUCAGGAAUUCAGUUUUGUAGAAAGUAUGAAAACAUUUCCUGAUAUUACACCAAUCAAUCAGCCUCUUCAAAGAAAUAGUUUAAGCUGCUUGCCCCAGCAUAACUAUUCCAUUCAGUAUCAACAGCCUGCCUGUCGACAAGAUUACUCUGUAUCUAAAACUAACCAGUCAAAUCCUGGUGAGAGAGGCUCACAGUAUUGUUCUCUACUUGAUCAAAUUCAAAGGGAUGGAAGUUCAAAUGGUAGAAGUUCUGGUUCAUCAAUUGGUACACAAGAUGCAAUGUCAUUGUUGUCUAUGCAAGCCGCUAUUCAGUUUGGAUACAAUGAAGAGCAGAAAGAAAAACGUUCCGCGUUGCAGAAAAGUUGUCCUGGAGUAGAUAUCUCAAGAAGGAAACAACCUACUCCCCAACCAGUCAUGAGAUUAAUGGGACAAAGUUUUACUAUUGGGAGAGAAAAUGAGACUGCAAACGUUCUAAAUGAUCCUCAGCAAUGCAAUAGCAAACACUCUAGAAGCAUACCAGGAGCCAUUGUGCGUGUCACAUCUCCUUCGCAGUUGGUGACACAUUACAAUCACCACUGCACAACAUGCGGUAAAGAUCAAUUUUAUUUACAAAAGCCCAUAGGUAAUGCAAUGUGCCAACAUUGUAGAGGAAAAGCAAAUAUGUCAAAAAGCCUUCCAUAUAACUUGAAGGAAACACAAAGACAGGAGAUGAGGAGUAGUGAUAGUAUCUCAAUCCACAAAGUUGGGACAUCGAAUCACAGUGCUCCUAAUCUGAUAGAAAAGAGGCUUCCCACAGAUUAUUUGUUUCAUGGAGAGCCUUUAAGAGACCGAAGUUAUUCUAGUCAACCAUGGAUAUCCAGCUCACCAGCUUCUGCUCCAAUUGCUAAUAUGUUCAUUUCUCCCGUCGGCUAUUUGUGCAACAACACAUGCUUGAAUGAGGGACAAAAAAUGGCAUAUAAAGGUUCUCAUGUCAGUAAUCACGGGUACCCCCUACAGCAACAAACUUACAGCCAACUCUUGAGCUCAUGUUUAGGGCAGCAGACAUUCCAAAAGCAGCAGCAGAAUGAUUGGAAGCACACCGGUAAUACAUAUUCCCAUCCAAUCCAUUCAGACGCUAUCCAAUCAUUGCCUUGUACUUUUAACAGCCUGGGGUCCUUGUCUGGCACUCUACAGGCCGUUCCAUGUGUCCCUGCUCACUCAACUUCUUUCCCAACUGGAACACAAACUCCCUGCCAAGCGCCCUCUUCCUCUACAUCUAUUGCGGAUUCUCCCAGCUUGAUGUUGCAAGGGAAUGGCAUCUCAUCCUCAAUAAAUUUAGCUGAACAAGAAAAGCUGCUACAGAAAUUGCCCAAUAAUAUGGCCAGAAAUAGGUGCGAGGCUUGCUGCGAGAAAGGGGGAUUAAUUGAAAGCAUCAAUGUUGACAGAAAGUAUGGAAAUAUUAUAAGGGCAAGAGAGGGUGUUCAACAAACAGAAGGAUUACAUGGGAAAUUGACUUCCGAAAAGCAUGAAGUGUGUGAAACCAGACCAAUGCAAAAAUGUGAUUCAUUCUCAAUAAUGAAGGACCUCUUCAAAGGCAAGAAAGUAAUUCAUCAUCAAAUUGGUUCUUCCAGUGGAGCUGCUAAGCAUAUCAAGAGCAGAGAAAUGCCAGAAAAUAAUAUGUUGGAAGUCACUCAUGGUCAAAUAUCCAAAAUAAAUGACCCUUGGGUUGAAUUUGCAAUGGAUAGAAGAAACCCUUGCGACAAGAAGGCGGAGAAUGAACCCAUUUUGAAUGCUCGUCCUCACACGGAACUCCCUAAAAAAUGCCCGCAGGGUGAAAAUGGAUUAUUCUCAAGACCUAAUAAUAACUUUUUGGGAAUGGGGAUGAGAACAUCAGCAAAUGGUUUGCAUUGUUCUAAUGCAGGAUCCCCGCUCGAACUGGCAGAACCAAUUAAAUUAAGUGGAGGUGCAAAGCACAUAUUAAAACCCUCAUCACAAAAUGGGAAUGGACAACAAUCCCGGCCUAUACAUUACACUCAACCAUUUGGUGAAACAAAUGCAGCGGUUAGAGACAGAAAUUUGGAAGGUACAACUGCAUACAAAUAAAGUGUAACAGAGCUUACCUCGGGAUUCAAAACUUAUGAGGUGGACCAACACUAGCAACACUUUCUCGAGGAAGCUAUAAUAUAUUGCAAAGGGACUAUCAGCUCAUUAACCACAGUUGAUAGGCUGGAGCCUUUUGAAGAGAUGGAAGGCUACAUUCAGAGGCAGGGGAUGGGAUAUAGUAAUAUACUUUAUCAUCUUACUACUGUCUUUUGAAUUUUCUUGCAGGGAUGCUUAUUAACAUUUCCAGGGACGAAAGGCUAGUGGUUUGAUGAUACGAAGACGAAUAUACUUUCAGUAGUGUAAAUAUGAGCUCCUGUGAAUUCACACCACUCUAACGUGCAUGACCUACUUCCAAUUUAGUUAGCUGUUCACUUGAAUUUACCAUGAUAAUAUGCAAUACCGAAUUUAGAAAUUUGUAUUAUUAUCUAUCAGACUGCUGAAAUGGAUUGAACCCAGUCAAUUAUAUCCAUUUUGGUCAUCUUUGCAUUGCAGGAAAUAAAGUUUUAAAUCUUAUGUAUAUUUAGAUGA
This is a messenger RNA of Cryptomeria japonica (Japanese cedar), 5890 nucleotides long. RefSeq lists its product as uncharacterized. Bases 572 to 5362 code for a protein of 1596 amino acids. The transcript is spliced from 4 exons. The record is from RefSeq and is a predicted model, not a curated record. Lineage: Eukaryota; Viridiplantae; Streptophyta; Pinopsida; Cupressales; Cupressaceae.